Molecule: messenger RNA, 5200 nt
Organism: Gopherus evgoodei (Goodes thornscrub tortoise)
Lineage: Eukaryota; Metazoa; Chordata; Testudines; Testudinidae
Gene: IRF4
Product: interferon regulatory factor 4
Exons: 9
Coding region: 106-1446 (446 amino acids)
Biological process (GO): immune system process; regulation of transcription by RNA polymerase II
Cellular component (GO): nucleus
Molecular function (GO): protein binding; DNA-binding transcription factor activity, RNA polymerase II-specific; RNA polymerase II cis-regulatory region sequence-specific DNA binding
Source: RefSeq, a predicted model, not a curated record
CUUUCGCUCAGUUUGGUUGUUUCAUAUCUUUUUUAACCAUUUGAGAAAACAGGCUGCCUCCUGCACUGAGCGGCUGGGUGAAAGAGCGAGCAGCGGGUGAGUGGCAUGAACCUGGAGAGCAGCGAGUGCGGGAUGAGCUCGGUGAGCUGCGGCAACGGGAAGCUCCGCCAGUGGCUGAUUGACCAGAUCGACAGCGGCAAGUACCCGGGCCUGGUAUGGGAGAACGACGAGAAGAGCAUCUUCCGCAUCCCCUGGAAACACGCCGGCAAGCAGGACUACAACCGCGAGGAGGAUGCCGCCCUCUUCAAGGCUUGGGCUCUUUUUAAAGGAAAGUUCAGAGAGGGCAUUGAUAAACCAGAUCCUCCAACUUGGAAGACAAGGCUAAGGUGUGCUUUGAACAAGAGCAAUGACUUUGAAGAACUGGUUGAGAGAAGCCAGCUGGAUAUUUCUGAUCCGUAUAAAGUGUACAGAAUAGUGCCAGAAGGAGCUAAAAAAGGAGCAAAACAACUCAGCCUAGAGGAUCAACAGAUAAUGAUGAACCAUCCGUACACAAUGACUUCUCCUUACACUUCACUACAGGCUCAGGUGUCAAACUACAUGGUACCUCAUGAACGUAACUGGAGAGAUUUUGCCCCUGAGCAGCCACAUCCUGACAUCUCCUACCAAUGCCCAAGUGUUCCUUUUGCAGCUCGCAGUCACCAUUGGCAAGGUCCUGCUUGUGAAAAUGGUUGUCAGGUGACUGGAACCUUUUAUGCUUGUGCACCAUCUGAGUCACAGACUCCUGGGAUCCCAAUAGAGCCAAGCAUAAGGUCUGGUGAAGCUCUUGCACUAUCAGACUGUCGACUACACAUCUGUCUAUAUUACCGCGAAAUACUGGUGAAAGAGAUGACGACUUCAAGUCCUGAAGGCUGUAGAAUAUCUCAUGCCCAAAAUUAUGAGGUCAGCAGCUUGGAUCAAGUUAUCUUCCCCUAUCCAGAAGAUAAUGGCCAGAGGAAAAACAUAGAAAAAUUACUGAGCCACUUGGAACGAGGAGUAAUACUCUGGAUGGCACCUGAUGGGCUUUAUGCUAAGAGACUUUGUCAAAGCAGGAUCUACUGGGAUGGACCUCUGGCAUUAUGCAGUGACAGGCCAAAUAAACUGGAAAGGGAGCAGACCUGCAAACUUUUUGAUACUCAGCAAUUUUUAGCAGAGCUGCAAGCUUUUGCCCACCAUGGACGUCCAUUGCCUAGAUUCCAGGUUGCUCUGUGUUUUGGAGAGGAAUUUCCAGACCCACAAAGACAGAGGAAGCUAAUUACAGCCCACGUUGAGCCAAUGUUUGCAAGGCAGCUUUAUUACUUUGCUCAGCAAAACAGUGGACAUUUUCUGAGAGGCUAUGAUUUACCAGAACAUGUCACUAGUCCAGAGGAUUACCACAGAUCUAUUCGUCAUUCCUCCAUUCAAGAAUAAUCUCCUCAGAAGGGGUGUGUUUAAGGCUUUGUAAAGAUGAUGCAUAUUGGAAGAAAAGAGCUGGAUCACAUUUUGGGGAUACAAAUCACAGCUGGAUUUAUUCAGGAAAACAUAGUCCCAGAGACUGGAAAAUGAACAACAGUAUUGUACAAUAGAAACGAUGAGGCUUCAACAUUUGGAUGGUACAUUUAACAUAGAUUCUGCGGUUGCUGGGGAUCACUGUGAAAACUGACAAAAUGUUUGAUAUGUUUACAUUGUUUAAACAUUCUCCAUGGUUUGAGGAUGACUUCUUGCUGAAGACUUAAAUUCAGAGUUUACAGUGUUAUGAUAUUUGCAGAGCUAUUUAUUUGUGAUUACAAAUCUCAGGGCAGGGAAAUAUAUUUGCAGUAUUCCCAACAUGAAACUGUAGCUACUGUGGCAAAGAUGGCACACAAGUGGCCUAGGCAUUCAUAAAUGUUAUGUUGUGAAUAGCUACAUAUGUAAGUGGUUAAGAAUUUAGAUUGUUAAGCGUGGUAAACUUUUUAUGCCUAUAUUCUUCUAUGAAAGUUUCAGUGUGUAUUUUUAAAAAAAAUCCAGUCCUAAUGAGAUAUAUAUUUUUAAUGCCUGACAUUUCUCUUCAAAGUGCAUUUUGUCGUUAUCACCGCUGUUAGUGGAUUGAUACUCAUAACAACACUUAGAAGAGUUCUCUAGAUGGUAUAUUUGGGGUAGUACAUUGUGAAGGGUGGUCAUUUAACAUUGCAGAGUCAGCAGGCAACUGAUGCUUCUCUCUAACAAUCUCUAGAUCUGGGAGUUUUUGCUGUCUGUGUUGCAGGUGGGACCAUUGACUUGAAUUCUAGACCCUAGAAUAAAACAGGUUUUUGAGAAAAUAACUGCAAUCUUUUAUACUUAUUCUGUCAUAUAUGAUUCUUGUUUGGUGGUCAUGCUCAUUGGCAUAUAUAUGUAACAUGAAAUAGAUUUCCAAGGUACAUUUGUACAGAUUUGGUAAAUAUUCACAAAAAGAGUCGUUGACUUACACAAGGUCAAAUUCUGCUCUUGUCUGUGCAGCUACAGCUCCCUUCUUUGUGUGCAGAAGUCAGUGGGAGCCAGGUGUCCAAAGAAGAGCAGACUUUGGCCCAUAGUAUUAGUAGAGCUGGGAAUAUCUAUCCUAACUUUUGUUUUAAAAAGUUAAAAAACAAAAAAAAGUAUAACUUCAGGAGAUUUACAACUUUUAAUGCUGGGGUGUUGAUUAUUUGCUUGCAUAUGCAAAUAAACUUGGGACGCCUUUGUAUGGCAAAGAGAGAGAGAGAUUUGUCAAUACUGGUGUGUGUGUAUAUAUAACUGAAAUUCUACAGUCUGUUAUGCAGGAGGUCAGACUAGAUGAUCAUAAUGGUCUGUUCUGGCCUUAAAAAUCUGUGAAUUUAUAUUUCUCAUGCCAGAAAGAUCCUCUCCAUGGUUAGAAAUACACUUUGCAUGAAUUUCUAGCUAGAACAAAAUUGUAUAUGGUCUGACAGCAGACUCACAUUCUAGGGAACUUUAAUUUAUACAUCUUAAAGAUGCAUACUAUUUUGGGAUAUAAUAUCCCCUCUUUUCUCCCCUCCCGUAAGGCCAGUUUAUCAGUUCAUUAUGUUUUAAUGUUCUUCCUUACUUGAAAUAUCUUUCCUGACUUAUGUGUUCUAAGGGGAAUACUCAAGCUCAUAGACAUUCAAAUCUCUGCAUUAGUCAGCCUCCAAACCUUUUUAAUUUGCACACUUCUAUGUAUAUUUUAGUCCAGUGAACCAUGCAGCACUUCACUUGAAAUCAACGGGACUUUUGUGUGCAGGACUGCCGAAAUGAACUGAUAUACCGUAAUGGAUUUGGGUUUAACUUUUCCUAAUAGUCAUUGCUUCACUUGCUGAGUGUCUCACCACAUGUCUCAGAAUCAAGUCCUGGACUUCACCAGUUCAGUUUGGUAGAUUAGAUGUGUUGUUUUCUGGGGUGGGGUUAGUUCUUAAGAGCCUAAUCCUGCAUUGCCAUCUCAAGCAAGAGGCCCAGUUAAGUCAGUGGGAGGUUUGUUUAUGUAAAGGUUGCAGGAACAGACCACAAGAAAGGAAGUCUGAAAUAUGAAAACAUUCAGUGUUAGUUCCCUUAGCAAAGCAUCGAAAGAUAUGUAUUUUUUUCCUUUGCUGAACUGUAGACAUUGUAGGGAAUAAAAAUAAUUGAGGGCCACAUUCUGCUAUUGGAUGCCUGGAGCUCCCAUUGACUUCAGAAUUUGGACCUUGGUGUCUUCAAUGGCUUAUGUGAAAUCCUGAUUCUUAAAAUCGAGGCCUAGUGGUAUCUGUUUUCAGUGUCCCUGCACAUUGGAAAGAUAUUGAACUAUUUGUCCAAUUCAUCAAGUUUGACUUGGAAUAUGCUAUUUUCAGGAUGAUAUUACUAAAUUCCUUAGGAAAAACACAAGAGGUUGUAAGUUAGUUAUGUUGGCCCUUGACCCCGCUCCCAUGGAAAUCAAUAGUGAAAGGCCCACUGAUCUUCAGUGAGAACCAGAUGAUGCCUUAUGGGAGCAAAGAAUGGCACAGACUGUUAAGUGAUCAGUUUUAAUCCUUCUGGAAUGGGGAGUUUCACAUUCUUCCAUCAAGAGUAUAAAGAUCACAGCUUCAUAAGCUUCUAUGUUUUAGAAUAAAGGCUACAGAAACACUGAAAGUUUGUAGAUUCAUUUAUAAAUUACAUGUAUUUUUUGCUGGUAGAUAUUUUAGGAUAGGUUAGUGUCAUGUAAGUCUAAAAGCCAAUUGAUUUGAACUACUUGUUGUUUUGGAAUGUGGUACCUUCCAGGAAAGCAGGGAAUUGCAAGUAUAGAAUGACGCAGCUUCUCAAAAUGUGUUCCAGGUUUUACCCAUUAUAGCCCUGGAGAGAAGAACUUUCUAAACUUACACUGAUUUUACCAACCCCUUGGUAAUGAUGGCCAGCAUUUCACAGGUUCAUUGCAUACAACUAGUAUUGCUGUUAAUGGUACUGCCCUGAUUCAGCUAAGCACGUAAGCUCUUACUUUGAGCAUGUGCUUAAGUCCGUUCCUACUCAGCAAAGCAUGUGCGUGCAUGCCGAAUUCUAGUGCUUUGCUGAACUGGGGCCUAAAGCUUGAGGUACUGGGGUGUGUGUGUGUGUGUGUGUGAGAGAGAAGAGGAGUUGGGAUAGGACCAAAGGGAGAUGAUCAAAUUAAACAAUAGGAACUGUCCUAGUAGAGUAGCAACAGCAUGUGCCAUUGUACUCAGUAACCCAAAGUAAGAGGAGAGUCUGCAAACUGUGCAAAAGAUCUACUAAGCCUUUCAGGGAGGGGAAACUAGCCAUCUCUUUGUGUUGCAUCUUCUACCAUCCAAAGUCAGAGGUACAUUGAGCUUGGCUUUGGAUGGAGCUUUUAAUUAUACUCCCCUCAGAAGUACAGUGUAAAGUUAGCAGCUGUUGAAGAAGAAGGGAUAAAAAGAAAAAGCAGCAUCCAAUAAGAAGUUGCAUGUGAUAUCUAGUAGGACUGUCUGUAAAUUCUGACCUAAUUAUGAGUACCCUAUUUAUAGUGUAGGAAAGCCUCCAGGUGAAAAUGUAUUUUACACAAUCAAAAAGCCAGAAACAUCUAUUAUUGAAAGAGCAAUGAAUAUCUAGAAUGGUACCAUGAAUUGCAUUGUAAAUUGAUUUUUAAAGACUGUAUUUGACUUAUGUGACAACAUGCUAUUGUUCCAAAUAACUAAUGGAUAAAUAAAGUGGGGAAAACCCCCCUAAACAUUCUCUUUGAUUAAAUGUUUUUACCCUGUCA